AAGGGUGACACAAGAUGGCGGCGCCCAUAAGCCGUAGAGGCAUGAAGCGGAGGAUGUUGGCGGCGGCCCGGGCUCUGCUGGGGCCGCGGCUGAGGUGGCCGGUACCGGCUCGCGAGCACUGGACACCGGCCCACCGUUCACGGAGCCGGCGGGAAGCGGCAGAGGCCGAGGCGGACGCUCCAGUGUUCCAGUACGUGGGCGAGCGAUCUGCUCGCGUCGAUCGCGUGUUCGUCUGGGGCUUCAGCUUCUCCGGGGCUCUCGGAGUGCCCAGCUUCGUGGUGCCGUCCUCGGGGCCCGGACCGCGCGCCGGCCUGAGGCCCCGACGCAGGAUCCAGCUGGUACCCUACCGCUUGGAGAUGGACCAGAAGAUUUCCUCUGCUGCCUGUGGCUAUGGAUUCACAUUGUUGUCCUCGAAAACCAACGAUAUCACAAAAGUCUGGGGUAUGGGACUCAACAAAGAUUCCCAGCUGGGCUUCCACAGGAGCCGGAAGGAUAAAACCAGGGGCUACGAGUACGUUUUGGAGCCCUCGCCUGUCCCGCUGCCCCUGGACAGACCUCAGGAGACAAAGGUGUUGCAGGUGUCCUGUGGUCGAGCACACUCCCUUGUCCUGACAGACAGAGAAGGUGUCUUCAGCAUGGGGAACAAUUCUCACGGGCAGUGUGGCCGGAAGGUGAUAGAGGAUGAAGUCUACAGUGAGAGUCACAAAGUGCACAGGAUGCAGGACUUCGAUGGACAGGUGGUCCAGGUCGUCUGUGGUCAGGACCACAGCCUGUUCCUCACAGACAGAGGUGAAGUCUAUUCUUGUGGAUGGGGUGCCGAUGGACAGACAGGCCUGGGUCACUACAACAUCACCAGCACACCCAGCAAGCUGGGUGGAGACCUUGCCGGAGUCACUGUCGUCCAGGUCGCCAGCUAUGGUGACUGCUGCUUGGCUUUGUCCGCCGAUGGAGGUGUCUUUGGCUGGGGAAAUUCUGAGUACCUGCAGCUGGCCUCCAUCACAGACUCCACACAGGUGAAUGUCCCUCGGUGCCUUCCUUUCUCUGGAGUUGGCAAAGUGAAGCAGGUGGCUUGUGGUGGCACAGGCUGUGCUGUUCUGAAUGAAGAAGGACAUGUUUUCGUCUGGGGCUAUGGAAUUCUUGGGAAAGGACCAAACCUCUUGGAAACGGCUCUUCCAGAAAUGAUUCCACCUACGCUCUUUGGUUUGACGGAGUUCAACCCCAAAGUCCAGAUUUCCCAGAUCCGAUGUGGACUUAGCCACUUUGCUGCACUCACCAACAAGGGCGAGCUGUUUGUGUGGGGCAAGAACAUCCGAGGGUGCUUGGGGAUUGGACGCCUGGAAGACCAGUAUUUCCCAUGGAGGGUGACGAUGCCCGGUGAGCCUGUGGACGUGGCUUGUGGAGUGGAUCACAUGGUGACUUUAGCCAAGUCAUUCAUCUGAACCGCCCUCUGGGCCUAUCCUAGCCUGGCCCCAGCCUGUGAGCCAUACCAACAGCAACAGCUUGGCAGAGGCAGGGUGUGGCUACCAGCAGAGCUUCUGAGGGUACUGGGAGAGGGCUGGUGGCGGGGCGCCCUGUGGAGCAGGAUGCUUGCUCUGGAUCCUCCCUGGGGACAUUAUACUAGGAGCCUGUGGACAGGGCCCUUUCCCUGCUGAGGUUCCUGCCUGCCUGCUGAACCCAGCUCGGAUGGCUGCAGUUGGCUUGGCAUGUUCCUGAGGAGUCCCAGGGCAUGAAGGCCUUGGGUGGCCAGGCAGAUUCCUUUUCCAGGUAACACACAGUGGAGAUGUGUUUUGUCUGAGACACCGUUCUUAGGGAAAGUUCACUGUCCAUGACACACUAGUUUAGAGACACGACAAGGCACUCAGAAGAACUUGUAGUCCCCUGUCACAAGAGAAUAGACCUUGGGCCUCAGCUCAGCAAGAGAGCCAGCUGACUUCAGCUAGGGCCUCUCACACCAGCUGUCACCCCAGAUGUUCCCAGAAGAACAUAGUCCUGGAGGCCAGAAUGCCUUGGCUUGAGACUUCACGGAGUGGCCGGCGGUAGCCAGCCUCCCUGCUUAGGUCUACAGUAUCCCCAGCCUUGGAACUUCUCCACUGCCUGGCUUUGAACAGCCCAGAAGCCCCUGAAGAAAGAGUGUGUGGGCCAAAUGCUUGUGGGCUGAGGGCUGUGGAAUCUUGGCUGACGGGCUGGCCUUGGAGUAGGAAGCCUCAGAAACUGGGAAAAUAGUUGUUUUUAAGAAAGCCUGUCUUUUCCUUGCAGAACAGUGUUUGAAAAGGUCUUUUGGAAUAAAGUCUAUUUUCUGCCUUUUUAAAGAA
This is a messenger RNA of Mastomys coucha (southern multimammate mouse), 2312 nucleotides long. It is a transcript of the gene Rcc1l, whose product is annotated as RCC1 like. The transcript has 11 exons. The record is from RefSeq and is a predicted model, not a curated record. The coding region runs from base 15 to 1439 and encodes 474 amino acids. NCBI's taxonomy places the organism in Eukaryota, Metazoa, Chordata, Mammalia, Rodentia, Muridae.